GCAGAUGUUUUAUCGCCAGAAAAAUAAUGCAACAUUUUUUGCUAGUUGUUCUGACUACGAGUGUUUUUCAGUUGUUUUUUUCUUUAAAGAUACCUGAAUAAAUCUUUUAAGCGUCGUAAAACGCGGAUUAUUAACUGCAUAUUUUUUCUCGUCUUUCAUAGUAGAAAAAAGUCGAUUUUUAUCGUGAAGAAUUGAACUGAAGAAGUAAUCCGUCAUGUCGACGACAAAUUUAUGCCGGUUUGGUAUUUUAUAUGUAAUCAUAUAUCUCGGCGUCCAAAAUGUUGACGCUUCCACCUCCGUCACCGCAACACAUACUGCAACAAGUUCUGGUAGUUUCUCUGUCAGUGGAGUUACAAGCAGCACUGGUUCACUCUCAGCGUCAUGGUCAAGUAUAUCCACUUCUGUUACGUCAAGUUCAACACCUACUUUAACUGCAUCCGCGAGUAUAUCUUCCAGUUCAUCUGCCGAAAUCAGUGCAACGCCUUCUGGUCCAACACCAAGUACAUCUUUCAAUUCAUCUGCCGAAAGCAGUUCAACGUCUUCUUCCCCAACGCCAAGUAUUUCUUCCAGUUCAUCUGCCGGAAGCAGUGCAACGCCUUCUAGUCCAAUGCCAAGUACAUCUUCCAGUUCAUCUGCCGAAAGCAGUGCAACGUCUUAUACCCCAACGCCAAGUACAUCUUCCAGUUCAUCUGCCGAAAGCAGUGCAACGUCUUCUUCCCCAACGCCAAGUACAUCUUCCAGUUCAUCUGCCGAAAGCAGUUCAACGUCUCCUACCCCAACGCCAAGUACAUCUUUCAGUUCAUCUGCCGAAAGCAGUUCAACGUCUUCUUCCCCAACGCCAAGUAUAUCUUCCAGUUCAUCUGCCGAAAGCAGUGCAAUGCCUUCUAGUCCAAUGCCAAGUACAUCUUCCAGUUCAUCUGCCGAAAGCAGUGCAACGCCUUCUAGUCCAAUGCAAAGUACAUCUUUCAGUUCAUCUGCCGAAAGUAGUGCAACGCCUUCUGGUCCAAUGCCAAGUAUAUCUUCCAGCCCAUCAGCCGGAAACAGUGAAACGUCUUCCGCCCAAACGCCAAGCAUAUCUUCCAGAACAUCUCUGUACAUGUCCCACUCUUCAUCUAGAUCUUCUGAUAGCAGGCUGGUAACUCAAUCAACAUCUUCAAUCACAAAAACGACCACACAACACGCGACGUCAUCGAUAUCUCCAACAACCUCAAAAAUAUCUAUAUCGACGUCAAUCGUUUCAACAACACCGAGAGUGACGGUUAAACCACAAAAUUACGACAGAAACGUCACCUUUAAAUUUUCCGCCUUAAACUGUUCGAAUUUGUUUAACGAUACAUCAAAAGAUAGCGUAGCUUUGGAAAUGAGAGACAAGAUAGCUGCAAAAGCACGCAUUGCUAAAGGAAGUAUGAAAAAUUUCAGUAUUAGAUGUGGAUCCAUUAUUGUGAGUUACGUUCAAGUUAUGACUAACAACCAGACAAGCGAAAACUCAGUUUUGGCGGUAAAAACUCUCGUUCAGAACAACAACCUCAACAUCGUUAUAAAUAACCAGAAUCUGACAGUAGCGCCCUCUUCUUUUGUUAUUCUCGUCAUCGUACCGCCAUACGCCACCACAGCCAGACCAACAGCUGUACCAGAUGAUGAUGAUCUCAGUUCCGGUGCUAUCGUCGGUAUCGUGUUGGGAUUGUUAAUUUUUAUCGCUAUUGUUGCUGCAGUCGUUUAUAUCUUCUGCAUUCAGAAGAAUACUCGUAAAAAUCCAACUGUUGAACCAAACGACAACGAUUUAGUAUUGAGAGGUAAAAGCAAUGAAGGUUAUACUGACUCUCCAUAACACGGCCUUUGAAGGUUUCGAACGAAUAUAAAAAAACAAGUAACUAUGACAACCGCGGCACAUGUCGUGAAAUGUAUUUACGACUUCAACAAGUCAUAACAUCAGAGUGAAGUAUAGCCAAUAUCUUUAUAUGAGUUUCAUCACCGGCUAGUUUCAAAGGGAGAUAUUCAGGCAUAUCAUUAAGUCGCGAAGAACGUUAAUAAAUGUCCUGACAUUUUUUUAAUUUGAUUCCAGGCCCUUGAGUAUCUAUCCAAAUAAGAAAUUGACAUUUAAUGUGUGAAAUAUGUUCCAUAAUUUGUACAUAUUGAAAAUAUAUAUAACUAUUUCGCUAACAUAAACACCGUAUUCUGAUGAAGUUGCAACAGAAAAAGUAAAAAGAAAAAAUCCACUUAAACGAAAUAGAACGGAUUGGAACGAACAAUUGUGCUUUGUAGAGUCUUAAUUGCUGAUGAACUUCUCCCUGUUACGAUCCCAACUGACAGUUGAAACCAUUUCUUCAACUUUCUUGGCGGAUAGGAACGAAAAGAAAUAUAAAAAAAGAUUAGUUAGCAGAUGGCCAAUCAAACUUAAGUAUUUUUUUGUUCCGUUCCGUUCUGCUGCUGAGUGGAAUUUCAACUUUACGUGAAUUCACAAAAUCUCUAGCCAUCCCUAACACACCAGACCAGCUGUGCUACAACUAUUCACAUCCUUGUGAUUUUCUCAUAUUCUUUUUCUUUUUAAAUAAACAGAAGCGCACUGGGUAUCCAGUGCGCACAAAAGUCAAAGUUUGUGUGUGUUAGAAUAGAUUAAAGUUAUUGCUUUUCUGUCGUAAGCGAAGAAAAAACGGUGGUGGUGUAAGGAUAGCCUAACAUAACAUGAUUGUAUUAAUUUCUACUAAACUUUUAUACAGUUAUGUUUAAGAUAAAUUAUGUCGUAUUUUUUUUUCUUUACUGGAUUAGAUGCGAAAUUUUUAGAAUUUCAUUAUCGCCGCUCCGUCGAUAAUGCCGUAUGGGUUUUCUUUGAUAGUGAAGUCUGCGAAUCCAAAUAUAAUCCUUCCCGGCUGGUUUUUAUUUAAGGUUUUGUUUCUAAUAUAGGGAGGGUGGAAGGGGGAGGGGGUGUUGUAUUUGAAGGUGGGCUCUAUAAAAAAUUCGGCUUUAAAGGGGGA
Hydractinia symbiolongicarpus is the source of this 2972-nucleotide messenger RNA. RefSeq lists its product as uncharacterized. The transcript has 3 exons. The coding region runs from base 215 to 1828 and encodes 537 amino acids. The record is from RefSeq and is a predicted model, not a curated record. Lineage: Eukaryota; Metazoa; Cnidaria; Hydrozoa; Anthoathecata; Hydractiniidae.